AUGCAGCUAAAACGUGCAGUUACUGAUUCUCGAUUUGGUUCUAACGAUAAAAAAAAAACAAAGAUUGAUUCUGAUGAUGAGAUUCCAUCAGACACUGAUGAAAGCGAACUGAGUGAUGUGUCAGGCGAGGAGCCCGAGGAUGAAUUUGAUGGAGAAACACCACACGAAAAGCAUGUUAGACUAACAAAGAAAGCUCUAGCUGAGGCCCUAAAAACAGUUGGUUCUGACGAGGAAGAUGCGAGGGCAGCAUUGUCUGUACGCUUGCAGGAGGAAGCGCUCCAGGCCCGGGGAAAGCUAUUCUCUAAGAUAGCUCACACUUAUAAGCCUGUUUCUCUUGCCGACGCCGUUUGUCUAAGGGGCCAUCGAAAGUCAAUAAAUUGUGUUUGCAUUUCAUCUGACUGUUCAUUCUUAUAUUCCGGAGGCAAGGACGCAUCUAUAUUUAAAUGGAGUUUGAUCGAUUUUCGAAAAAUAUGCUCAGCCCAUGGUGGGCCCAAAGGAUCUAAUUCCAAAUACCACACUGGUCCAAUUCUGUCAAUGGACAUUUCAGACGACGGAAAAUACCUUGCGUCAGGCAGCUCUGACAAAAGUAUUCUUGUUUGGAACCCAGACGAUCUUCUUGUUUUGUUCCGCUUGCAAAGACACUUUGCUCCAGUUACCGCUCUCAGUUUUCGCCGUCAGUCACAUAUGAUGUUUUCCGGUGAUCGAUCCGGUCGGGUCUGUGUUUGGAACAUGCCUCUUACAGAAAUAUUACAGGAUCAAGGGUACGUCCUAUCUUACCUUUUUGUUAACAUAAUGUGCUUACCGAAAACUCUUAGGGCGGCCACUAAGGUUGAGGUACUCUCAAUAUGCGGACUUUCGGCAGAAAGAUGCGUUUCUUCUUCUGGAUUUGGGGGUGCAGGCAUCUGCUUGUGGAAGGUCGAAGAAGAGGUUUGCGUUCAGUACAGUGUAAAGAAUAUCUCCGAGCACUCUGUUGAAUGCGUUUAUGCCGUUAAUGAUGAUCUUUUCAUUGGUGGAUCAACGUCUAACACGCUGUACUUGUGGCACGUUAGCCGCGGAAGUCCUAUCUCAAAAAUCUACCCAGCCCACCCGCCUGUAACACGUGAUAUGGAUUCACCAACAUCCCGCCCUGCACUGAAUUGGGUUACAGCAGUUUCCGGUCUUUUUGGCACCGACCUAUUUGCUUCAGGUUCCUCUACUGGCCACGUUCGGCUUUGGCGACUCGUUGUAGAAGGAAAGGCAUUCACAUUCGGCGAUGAGGAUGAAGAGCCUAGGAGUAAGGGGCGUCUAAAAGUUCACCACGACACCACCAAAAUCGAACCCAUUCCCAAUGGAGAGUUCCACUUGGCGGGCUAUGUAAAUAGUUUGGCAUUUUCGAAUGAUGGGCAGUGGUUGGCUGCUGGGAUCGGACAAGAGCACCGCCUGGGGCGUUGGGAGGAUCGAAGAAAAGUGAACGACGUCGUCUGUCUCCUCCCCAUUAAUAUUUCAUUCAAGUGA
Messenger RNA from Mesocestoides corti, 1494 nucleotides. NCBI's taxonomy places the organism in Eukaryota, Metazoa, Platyhelminthes, Cestoda, Cyclophyllidea, Mesocestoididae. The record is from the annotation of a GenBank genome assembly.